Messenger RNA from Salvelinus sp. IW2-2015, 2991 nucleotides. RefSeq names its product paxillin. The record is from RefSeq and is a predicted model, not a curated record. NCBI's taxonomy places the organism in Eukaryota, Metazoa, Chordata, Actinopteri, Salmoniformes, Salmonidae.
GUGCAUUUGUCUCCUCCUCGAUUGUAGCAGGCAGCAGCUAAAUUGAAAACUUAUUUGCUGCAUUCAGAUCACUGGAAUUUCUGUAUAGCAGCCACGGCGUAGACAGAUCUGUGCUACCAACAAUCGAAUCAAAGGACAACCGCCUCGGUUUGCAGAGUAGAACCGACUCCUGCUGCUACCACCAUGGAUGAUUUAGAUGCUUUGCUGGCGGACUUGGAGUCGACAACCUCCCACAUCUCCAAGCGGCCGGUGUUUCUGCCGGACGAGACGCCCUACUCUUUCCCCACGGGAGGACCGGCCUCGCCCCCUGUACCCCAACCUCCCUCUGCUGAGGCCCUGAACGGAACCGCGCUCGACCCCCUAGAAUCCACCCGCUCAUCCACACAGUCCUACAGCAGUAGCUCCCCCCCCUUACCCCAAAGUGAAGACGACCACGUCUACAGCUUCCCCAACAAGCAAAAGAGUGCAGAGGCUGCCAUGAGCUCCUUCCUGGGCAGCAACUUGUCGGAGUUGGACCGGCUGCUUCUGGAGCUCAACGCUGUGCAACACAACACGCCCUCCUUCCCAACUGAGGAGGAGACAGCCCCGCCCCUCCCCUCUAGCAGCACCACCCACUAUGUGCAGGAGAACGGGGUUUCGGGGGCCGGCAAGGUGCCUCCCCCCACCAUGGAGAAGCCCAAGCGCAGCGUGGCCACCAGGGUCAUUGAAGACGUGCGCCCCAGCGUUGAGAGCCUUCUGGACGAGCUAGAAAGUUCUGUGCCCUCCCCCAUCCCCACCCCCUUGGUGGAGUUUACGGAGGGGGAGGAGGAGACGCCCUCCCAGCUGCAGGCCAGAAUCUCUGCCUCCUCCGCCACGCGGGAGCUCGACGAGCUCAUGGCCUCGCUGUCCGACUUCAAAGUCCAGAGCAAUUCUGGUUCUCAGUUGUCUGUCAAUAUGAAUACCCUCCUGAUCAGUCAAGGAUCAGAACCCGCCUCCUUGGAGACUAAGUCACCUGCAGCCCCUGCUUCCCCAGUAGUUGUAACCAGAGACCCAACUGGGCCUGGUGAUCUGCAGCUGGAGCCCCCCAGUGACACGUCCCACUCCUGUAACCCUGUUCCUUUAGAACUCCACAUAGAUGAAGAUGCCUGCUCUGGCCCUCCCUCCUCCACCCCCCUCUCAGCUGCUUCAGCCUCCUCCGUUUUGUUGGCCUCGUCCCAGAGCCUCCAGUACACCCAGAUUCACACACAGCUGGAAGGAGUUACUGAUCCCAGCGUGAGAACUACACUGACCUCCCACAUGGAGUCCCUCACUGUGGUCUCUAACACCACAAGCCACACUUUGCCAAAGACCCCCUAUCCUUCUGUUGCCCCCGUUGUAAAGUACAACAGUCCUGCAGUGUAUACAAAGACCACCAAGAUGCCUAGUCCAGUAACUUUUGCCAAGACCCCUAGUCUGGUACCUUUUGCCAAGACCCUUAGUCCCAUGACUCUUGUCAAGACCCCUAGUCCUAUAACUGUUGCCAAGACUCUUGGUCCAGUUAUGGUUGCUAAGAGCCCCAGUCCUGUUCCGAUUCCUAAAAGCCUCAGUCCUCUUCCAGUUGCCAAGAGCCCCCGUCCAGUUCUGGUUGCUAAGAGCCCCAUUCCUGUUAGUGUUGCUAAGAGUCCCACUUCUAAAACGAUCACCCUUCCUCAGUCAGCUUCCAUUGAUCCAUUUUCCCCACUGAAGGAGAAGCAUCCAGAAACACCUGCUGCUCAGCUAGCAGAGCCCCCUACUGCAUGUCCUGACUUGGGGAUAACAUGGCCAUGUCGGGAGCCCUUGCUGAAGGACACCCUUGACAGAUUGCUGUCCUUCGACUUUUCCCUGCCAGAGAGAGAAGUGGAGCAUGCCAAGGAGACUCAUCAGGACAAAGAGGAGCUUUAUGCCAUGGCAGGAGACAAGGAAAGGACUUGGGAGGACAAGGAAAGUAUUAACCCAAGGCACAGCACGUCCCUGGACGGGCGCGAGAGGACAAUGACCCCCCUUAACAAGGCCAGCUGGAUGGACGACUGUUUGACCCCCUCGACGUGCCCAGGGACCCCCGAGACCACCCUGGACCUGCCCCUGAACCAGCCUUCGGCCGUGGAGAGGCUGUCCACCUCGGGCCAAGUACGAUGCUCCCGUCCAACAGACCACCCACCCGCAACAACGCUCUCCCAAAAUAAGCUGGCACGCGAGAUUAAAGGCUCUAAGACACCGUAUGGUUUAUCUUUUAUUAGGCCAAGUUUGAGGCCAAAUCCCCACUUUGACACAUUUCAUCUUUCCCAUGUAUCCUGGCACUGGUGGUGUCACACACUGAUAGGUGUAACGGAGCCAGUAACAUACAGAGAUGAUAAUGAUCACUAAUAUAUAUGAUGCCAUUGGAUUUUUAUCUGAUAAUGGCUCAUUCUAGCCUGGUGGAAUCAGUCUGAUCGCUAAAUUCACCAUCCUUUUUCACUUCACUUAUAUGUCUGGGAUUUCUCAUCUUCGAGUCUGUCUGUAAUGGGGCAUUAUUCAAAACUAACUUGUCAGCGAUUGGAUCACCUUCAACCAAUCAGAGGAUGGCCUAAUUCAAAGCAAAGUUUGACUGAAUUGGUUUUUGUCCUAAACCCACCCACUGUUUCUGAGAGGAUGCUGAUUGGACCGUCAAUUUUCUGGCUUAUUCCAAAUGCCCAUCUUUUGGAUUAAGCAGCGAUCAGACUGUGUCCACUAGGCUCAUUCAAGUUCAACUUAGCUCUGUUACAGUAUGUCAGUUAUUAUCAAGUUGAAGUGAUUGAGAUGGGCUCUUAUUUUGGGAGAGUGACUCACAUGAACACAACAUGAGGACACAAGGACUUGAAUAUAUAGGGCAUCUUGUCAAAGUUUUACUUGAGAAGUGAUGCAUGGAGUUUGUAUUUUCUGCCUUGUGUAGAAUGUUGGCUAUUGUGAACUUCACAAGGAUAUACAGUGCCUUCGGAAAGUAUUCAAACCCCUUGACUUUUUCCAAAUGUUGUUAUG